Trichobilharzia regenti is the source of this 1761-nucleotide messenger RNA. NCBI's taxonomy places the organism in Eukaryota, Metazoa, Platyhelminthes, Trematoda, Strigeidida, Schistosomatidae. The record is from the annotation of a GenBank genome assembly.
AUGGGAUUGAUAUGGCGUGUACGUUUAUCCUAUGCAAUUGGACAUGUUUUAAAUGAUUUAUGCGCAUCUGUCUGGUUUACAUAUACGCUGGUAUUUUUUAAAUUUGGUAUUGGCAUACCAACAAGUAUGGCUGGUUUAAUAAUACUUGUUGGUCAAGUUGUCGAUGGUUUAGUAACACCAUUAAUCGGUGUAUUCUCAGAUAAACUCUCUUCUCAAUCGCAUGUUUCAUCCUCAUCCUCACGACCACCAUCACCAUCAUCAUUACUGCAUACAUCUUCAUCAGUUACACACAACUAUACAGAUAGUCUUUUACACAAUUCUCAUCAACCAUUAAAAGAUCAUGAUCAGAAUUGUAUACCAAACUAUCGUUCUACCACAACCACUGGCAGUAAUAGUAAUAGUAUUGUUGACAGUACUGUUACAACAGUGAAUAUAUCAAGAACAUCAAAUCCUUCCUUAUCUCAACGGUGUCAGUGUUGUUUAAGAGCAAUUCGACCAUUUGGACGUAAAAUAUGGCAUCUAGGCGGAAGCGCUUUGAUUAUUUUUUCAUUCCCAUUAAUAUUUGGUCCACCACUUGGCUCAUCGGAUGUCAGUAUAUUGGCUAAAAUGAUUUAUUACUUACCAUUGGUGGCGAUAUUUCAGACGGGUUGGGCAGCAGUUCAAAUAACACAUCUGGCUUUAAUGAAUGAAUUAUCCUUGGAACCAAGUGAACGCACUUUACUAAACUCUUUGCGAUAUCUAUUCACUGUGAUUAGUAAUCUAGUUGUUUAUAUUAGUACAUUUCUUUUACUGGAGCAUCAACAUUCUAGCAACAAGCCUAUCGCUAUCAACACUUCCAAUAAUCAUAAUAGUACGAGUAUUACUAGAAAAAAUUAUAUAACUUCUAAUGUAUCAUUCGUUGAACAUAAUGAUUUAUUACUACUACCUAUGGUGAUGACAUCUCAUCCAUUAUCAAAAUGUUCAGAUCAAGUAUCACCUACAUCGAUAUCUUUCAUUGAUUUUGGUAAAGAUGAUAUACCAGCCUUUCAGAAACUUGGUUUCACUAUCAUCGGUAUUGGGGGAUUAACAACAUUGCUUUUUCAUUUGGGUAUUAGACCGUCAGAUAUUGUAUCUAAUACAAGAUCUACAAGCAAUGCAAAUGAAUCAGACGUUUCAGUUUAUGAGUCAGCUAGAGAUGCAAGACGUCCUAGUCAUGAGAUGAUUACAUCAUGGAAAGGUUGGUUACGUUUACCGGUAUUUUGGACUCUUGGCUUUUUCUAUAUGUUUGUUCGACUUAUUGUUAAUGUAUCUCAAGCAUAUUUAACAGUCUACCUUUUGCAUUCAUUACAUUUACCUAAAGUUACCAUGGCUUUGGUGCCAUUAACUGUUUAUCUAACAAGUAUUGCUACAAUUAUUGUACAAAAACCAAUUCAAGAUCUUAUUAGUCGUGAAAUGAAUUCUGGUAUAGGUCUUAUUUUUGUCACAAUCUUUUGUAUACUAGUCAGUUAUCCUGCUAUGGUCUCAGAUUUAAUAGCUAAAAAUCAAAAACACGGUGCAUUCGUCUAUGGUUAUAUGUCAUUUACAGAUAAAUUAGCUAAUGGUAUUGUUAUACAAAUUAUUGAAUUAUUAUGGAAUGAAUGUUCUUCAGUGACUUAUUAUCAAAAUGUUGAAUCCUAUGGGAUUGGAGCAUUUGUAUUAUGUCAAUUGAUUUUUCUAUGUAUUUAUAAAUGGCAAAAGACUAGAUAUGAUACUAAUGUGAACAUUAUUCAUGAACAUGUAUAA